Messenger RNA from Ceraceosorus guamensis, 688 nucleotides. RefSeq names its product V-type ATPase. The transcript is spliced from 6 exons. Gene Ontology annotation, molecular function: proton-transporting ATPase activity, rotational mechanism. Gene Ontology annotation, biological process: proton transmembrane transport. The record is from RefSeq and is a predicted model, not a curated record. NCBI's taxonomy places the organism in Eukaryota, Fungi, Basidiomycota, Exobasidiomycetes, Ceraceosorales, Ceraceosoraceae. Bases 5 to 445 code for a protein of 146 amino acids. Gene Ontology annotation, cellular component: proton-transporting V-type ATPase, V0 domain.
AGCGAUGGGCUGCACUGCCGCAAUCGUCUUCACCUGCUUGGGUGCUUCUUACGGCACCUCCAAGUCUGGUGUUGGUAUCAGCGCCAUGGGUGUGCUGCGUCCCGACCUGCUCAUCAAGUGUAUCAUUCCAGUCAUCAUGGCUGGUAUCAUUGCCAUUUACGGUCUCGUCGUCUCCGUCUUGAUCAGUGGUGACAUCAAAUCCCCCAUGUCCCUCUAUGCUGGAUUCAUUCAACUUGGCGCUGGUCUGAGUGUCGGUCUGGCUGGACUGGCUGCCGGCUUUGCCAUCGGAAUUGUUGGAGAUGCUGGUGUACGCGGUACGGCACAACAGCCGCGCCUGUUCAUUGGCAUGAUUCUUAUUCUCAUUUUCGCCGAAGUGUUGGGUCUGUAUGGACUCAUCGUUGCCCUGAUUCUCAACACCCGUACCCAGGACGCGCCUCCCUGCUAAAUCACAAGGAUGGGUGCAGGGGAUGCAAGCUCGUGCUGAUGUCAUGCUUGGUCAGGUCUCGCUCGAUCAUGAGAAUGACCAAUGCGCGUCCUUGCCCUUUGCGCUUCGACGACAUCUACGCAGCAUCUUCGAAACCGUUCGCAGAAAUGUCAGAGCCAUUGCGAGCGCUGGAUUUGCAGAGAAGAACAACAUUCUCCAAUCCCAAUCACAAUCGUGAAAUUAAAACCCUCAUUGUGCCGUGCG